AAUUCAAAAACACAAGAAUUUUACUCCCACACCUCUAAGAUGCCAUAACAUAAUAUAAACAAUACAAUGUUAAUUACAAUUGAAAAUAAAAUUUCUCAAUUUUAGAGCAUAAAAGAUAAAGUUUGCUACAACCUAAAGCACACAUAUUCCGAGCACAACAAAGUUUGCAAUAACUGAAAAGAAAGCAGGCAUAUUCCAGUGCAACUCCUGCAGGAUAACAAAAGCAAGAAGCAAUGCAAACUGGGAAAUCUCCACCCCCUGUGAAAUGGAUACAUUUCGCGCAGUUUCUGCUGUUUGCUGACUGGCUUUUGUCUCUGCUGCCUGUGAAGAGAAGAGUGCACGCACGAGUUGGAUCACUUAACAAAAGGAGAGACUGUGCGGGCUUGCCCUGCUAUCCAUUGAAAAGGACAUUGCAUCCAAACUGGAUUAUAAAGAUCUUAUUGCUGAGUUUGCGGCCAAGAAGGCAAAGAAAGUGACUCUGAAGUGAUUAGUUUCUGCGCAGUUUAUGCAUGAGGGAAAGUGCUUUCCACUGAGCUCUAGCGCCGGGCCAUUUCCGGGAAAUAAGAGUUUGGGUCAUGGCGACAGCGUGUGUACAUCAGCCUCGGUUCGGAGCUUUCAGUUUCGGAAACUGUAAGAGGUAAGAGUAGAAUAAUAUAAAGUACAGACACUUGGUAUAUUUUACUUCUGUGAUUUUUAAAUUGUUCAUUUUUAGAUUACGCUUCAUUUUUGUGGCUACUGACUCAUAGAGUAAAUAUAUGCUGUAUUUACUGUAUGGACACGGGAUCAGAAAACUAUUUUAUUUAUAAGCAGGAGCCACAUGGACCCAUAGGGGACCGAUUUUUUUCAUGAUAUCUUCCUUCAUAUUCAUCAUAAAUGCGACCAGGCGAGGUUUGUUUUGCCUGGCAGCACUUGUUACAUAAAAUGUGGUUCAGGUGAUCACCUAAUCAGGACCUCGUUAACUAAAAUGAGGUGCUUGUGUAGAAAUUCCAGCACAGACACUGGAAUGAAAUGGCUGCUGUACACGGAGAUGCUGAUUUAAGAAAAAAAAUUGAAGUGGUCUCUUAAUCUCUUCCAGUAGCCUAGUAAACUAGACCCACCCGCCUAGCGGCCAAAAAUAUUUUUGCCUACGAGUGGGUCUAGCCUCGCACCAUAUCAACAAAACACCCCGGGCAUCAAAUCGUUCCCGCCGAUCACAACACAAGGUUUUUGUUUGGAUUCUUUGGGCGGGCUUUUGCAGGAGUGACGACAAAGCUGCGCGACGCUGGAGAAAGCACAGCAGGAAAGAUGGCUACCGCUAGUGAACAGCGCGCGUUUGACUCCGCUUUGGAAUCAGUUUUAGAAGAAUUAGACUUGGAGUUUUCAUUGAAACAUGAGCAGGAAGAGGCUCUCCGCUCAUUCCUUUUCAAGAAGGACGUUUUUGCUGUUUUGCCGACCGGCUAUGGCAAAAGUCUGAUCUACCAGCUGGCUCCGCUGGUAGCCAAAAGGAUGGGGCUAGUUUGUGCAGUACGAAGAAUUAAUAAACAGCUUUGAAACAUUACUUUUUGAUUGUUUCUUAUUUUCCCGUUAUUUUAAAUUUAAGGAAAAUUAUUUCACCAAACACCACUAAAUAAAAACUCUCAAAAACAGUUUAAGCAAACCCUUGAAAAACACUUGAAAAAAAUGAGUGUAUGUUAAGUAUGUGGUACAGACUCCAAACUCGUGGUCAUUAUCUCCAAACCUCUUAAUAUCUAGAACCUGUUUAUUAAUUAAUACGCAUUUUGAAAAAUUAUUUAUUUCAAGGCCUCCCCCACUGCUUUCUGUCGCUCUGACUACGUCACAGUCACAGUUGCGCUGAUUGGUCAGAGCGUUGGCCUAUACGCACAGAGACAGUUUGAAAGACAGCGGGUUGUUCCUACCCACACCCUUCGGAAAUGUCUACGACCGAGACCAGACUAAAUAUUCACAUUUAGUCUGGCUUGCCAGGCUACUUUUCCAGAGCUGUAUAUAACAAUCUCAGCUUGUCAAAGUUUUUGAUUUGAUUUAUUUGGCAAUAAUACAGGACAUAAAAAUGAUAAACGUAUACAAAAAGAUGAUCCAAAAUAAACAGGAGUAUAAAAAAUAAAACAAAACAUAAAAUACAUAAUACUGUAGAUAUUGCCGGGGAUAACACAAAAAAGUUAAAAACUUAUUUCCAUUGUGGUCCCCAUAAUACAAGAUGUGACGUAAAAGAGAUAUAUAAGCCUAAUACUAAUAAAAAUGUACAAAAAUUAAUAAAAAAUAAAAAUAAUUAUUCUCAAUAUUAGUCAUAACAUUACACAUAUAAAAGACUUAACAUUUUUCUUAAAAUUUAACAAAGAUUGAUGAGAACUGACUAAAGUAGAAGGAAGACGAUUCCAUAACGGAGCACCAGCGAUACAAAACGAAAACUUACCGAAAGCACCAAAAUGAGGAAUGACAAGCAAAUGUUGACUAGAACGAGUAGUAUGAGAAUGUCUUCUUGAGAUGGAAAGGAAUUGGUCAGAAAGGUACUUAGGACACGUCCCAUCAAGCACUCGGUUCAUAUGAUUUAGUUUUGAUUGCUCUACUCUAUAUCGGAUAGGGAGCCACCCUAAGAUUUUCAAGCGUUCAGUAAAUAAUGAUGUUCUUGGCUGCAAAUUUAGAAUAAAAUGAACCAAUUUAUUCUGAGAAAUCUGAAGUUUUGUUUUUGUUUUCUUCGUCAAACUUGAGUACCAGAAAGAGCAGGCAUAAUCAUAGUGACAUUGUACCAGUGCUGAUACUAACAGUUUCUUGGUUCUUAAAUCUAAAAAUUUUGAUUUUCAAUGCAAACAUUUUUAAUCUGGCAUAUACACUACCGUUCAAAAGUUUGGGGUCACUUUGAAAUGUCCUUAUUUUUGAAAGAAAAGCACUGUUCUUUUCAAUGAAGAUCACUUUAAACUAAUCAGAAAUCCACUCUAUACAUUGCUAAUGUGGUAAAUGACUAUUCUAGCUGCAAAUGGUGAGCUGUAUACAGAUCUCCUGGAUCAAGCAUAGAAGUUUUUAUAGAUUGGAUGGAAAGUAUGUUUAUAAAAUCAACUCAGAAGGUCAUGUACAUCUGUGGUGAUUUUAACAUUGACCUCUUUAAUCAUAAGAAACACAAAAUGACAGAAGAGUUCAUUAACUCAGUGUUCAGUAUGGGACUGUACCCAACUAUUACCAGACCAAGCAGGAUCACUUCUCACAGCACCACUUUAAUAGAUAAUAUAUUUACUAAUAUCCUGGAAAAUAAUAUAGAGAGUGGACUACUAUUAACAGACAUCAGUGACCACCUACCUAUUUUUAAUGUAUAUUACUGUAAUUAUAGCAAGAAAAAGGAUACUAAAAAUUAUAAAUAUAUAAGAGUGAAAACUGAAGAAACCAUGAUUGCACUAAAAAAUGAUUUAAUAAUACAGGACUGGAAUGUAGUUUAUAAAAAAAAAGAUGUUGAUAAAGCAUAUGAGGAAUUUUUAAUAAUAUUCAAUGAACUAUAUAAUAAAAAUUGUCCUAUAAAGAAAUACAGUAAUAUACAUAGAUAUACAAAUAGUCCGUGGGUCACCAAGGGGCUACAAAAUGCCUGCAAAAAGAAAAAUAUAUUAUACAGACAAUUCUUAAAGCAUCGAACUAUAGAGGGAGAGGAAAAAUAUAAAAAAUAUAAAAAUAAAUUAACUAAUAUUAUAAGGAUAUGUAAGAAAGACUAUUAUAAUAAAUUAGUGGAGAAAAAUAAAAACAAUAUUAAAGGUAUAUGGACUGUACUAAAUGGUAUUGUGAGAAAUGGAUCCAAAACUACAAAUUACCCGGAGUACUACACUGAAAAUGAUAAGACCAUAAAUAAUAUGGAGGAUGUGGUGAAUGGUUUUAAUCAAUUCUUUGUAAAUGUGGGACCAGAUUUAGCGGCAAAAAUAAAGGAACCCGAGACAACACAAUGUGGGGACAUAGAAGAUAUGGGGGAUAGAAAUCCAAGUACAAUUUUUCUAACUGCAACUGAUGAGGAAGAAAUUAUCCAAAUUGUAAGAAAAUGUAAAAACAAAACCUCUGCAGACUGGAAUGAUAUAGACAUGUUAACAGUAAAGACAGUUAUUGAGGGAAUUGUGAAACCACUCACCCACAUCUGCAAUUUAUCUUUUCAAUCAGGUACAUUUCCAGACAAAAUGAAAAUUGCAAGAGUGAUACCAUUGUUUAAAACCGGAGAUAGACACCAUUUCACAAACUACAGGCCUGUUUCUUUACUCCCCCAAUUCUCCAAAAUACUCGAAAAACUUUUUUCAGAUAGAUUGGACAAAUUCAUUGAAAAACACAACCUCCUUACAGACAGUCAAUAUGGAUUCAGAAUGGACAGAUCAACAUCGAUGGCACUAAUGGAACUAAUAGAGGAAAUCACAAUGUAUAGACAAUAAAAAAAUAGCAAUAGGAGUAUUUGUGGACCUAAAAAAAGCAUUUGAUACUACUGAUCAUAGUAUAUUAUUAAGUAAACUAGAAAAGUGUGGUGUUAGGGGAGUUGGGUGGAGCUGGCUGUCGAGCUAUCUAAGAAACAGGCAACAGUUUGUGCAGAUAGGUGACCAUAAAUCUGAUUUCAUGAACAUUACAUGCGGGGUACCACAGGGGUCAAUAUUAGGUCCGAAAUUAUUCAUAAUAUAUAUCAAUGACAUAUGUACAAUUUCGCAAGUACUGAAAUUUGUUUUGUUUGCAGAUGACACCAAUAUUUUUUGUUCCGGUGAGAAUUUGCAGCAGACUUUAGAGAUAAUCACAACUGAAAUAAAUAAACUAAAACUAUGGUUUGACAAAAAUAAAUUAUCAUUAAAUCUAAGCAAAACAAAGAUGAUGUUGUUUGGGAGACACAAAAUAGAUUGUAAUGUAGAAUUGAUAAUAGACAAUACUAAGAUAGAAAUGGUACAGGAAAUUAAAUUUCUUGGUGUGAUUUUGGAUCCUAAAGUCUGCUGGAAACCUCAUGUAGGAUAUGUACGAGCAAAACUGGCAAAGUGCUCAGCAAUACUGUGGAAAACAAAAGAUAUUCUUGAUUGUAAAUCUUUGCGUACUCUAUAUUACUCAUUAUUUUUGCCAUAUCUGACUUAUUGUGUCGAAGUCUGGGGAAACACUUACAAAACCACUCUGCAGCCGAUAUGUACAAUACAGAAAAGAGCAAUAAGGACAAUAAACAAAACAGGAUACAGAGAACAUACAAACUCACUAUUCAUAAAAUCACACAUGUUGAAAUUUAUGGAUCUGGUCAAAUUCAGAACAGCACAAAUAAUGUACAAAGCAAGAAAUAAUCUAUUGCCGAAAAAUAUACAAGGAGUGUUUAGUGAGAGAGAGGGGGGAUAUAAUCUAAGGGGAGACCUAAAUUUUAAAAAACCAAAGGUUCGAACAAAUAUGAAAAGCAUGUGCGUAUCGAGCUGUGGGGUGACUUUAUGGAACAGACUGGAGACAGAAAUAAAACAAAGUGCAAAUAUAAAUCUGUUUAAAAAAAGGUACAAAAAAUAUUUUUAAAUAAGUAUAUUGCAGAGGAAGUAUGUUAAUGGAGGAUGAUGAGGGAUAAAUAGAAUAGGGUGGAUUGUUAUAUUAGAACUAACUUAGUAUAUGGUAUAUAUUUAUUUAUGGGGAUAGAUAUCUUCAUAUUUACAGGGAUAGGUAUGUAGUAGAUAUUUAUUUUUGUAAUUAUAUAUUUAUAUAGAUAUUUAUGAAGUGUGUGUGUAUGUAUGUAUGUAUGUAUGUAUAUAUAUAUGUAUGUAUAUAUGUAUAUAUGUGUGUGUAUAUAUAUACCAUGUGUGUGUAUGUAUAUGUGUGUGUGUAUAUAUAUAUAUAUAAAAAAUCUCCUUCUCACCCCCGGCGGGGGGGGUGGUAUCCAUGUCAUCCUCAAGCUCGGGUCCUCUACCAGAGGCCUGGGAGUUUGAGGGUUCUGCGCAGUAUCUUCGAUGUUCCUAGGACUGCGCUCUUCUGGACUGAGGCUUCAGAUGUUGUU
Messenger RNA from Neoarius graeffei (lesser salmon catfish), 5950 nucleotides. RefSeq lists its product as uncharacterized. Gene Ontology annotation, molecular function: catalytic activity. NCBI's taxonomy places the organism in Eukaryota, Metazoa, Chordata, Actinopteri, Siluriformes, Ariidae. The record is from RefSeq and is a predicted model, not a curated record. The coding region runs from base 3027 to 4388 and encodes 453 amino acids. The transcript is spliced from 3 exons.